GCUUGGACUGUUGCAUAGCGGAGGCCAAGAAAAGUUUCCAAGAGAAGUCCCUUCGUCCACUGUCCACAAAAUCACCCAUUUAAGAAACGUUUUCACAGUUUGUGGUUAAAAAUAGAACUCACUGCAUUUCCUGGUUAUCUUGUGGGAUGGUGAUGGGUAUCCGUGAGGUUCUAUGGGGAGCUACUCGCGUACUUGAGUGGCAAUCAACAAGUGGCAUUCAUUCAAUACAUAAACGUUGCAGCAUUUUCUCGCGUGGAGUAUCAUAUUAUAGAACUUCAGCAGAUAUUGUUAAAGAUCGACCUAUUCUAGUUAGGGAGUUUAUUCACUCUGCAUUAUAUGAUCCUCAAUUCGGGUAUUUUGCUACAAGACCCGGUGUAGUCGGAGUAAUAGAAAAUUCUAUUCAAUUCAAUACAUUAGAAGGGAGGAAUGCAUAUAUGCAAUACUUAGAUUCUCUGUACAAGAAGAGCGAUACGGCUUGGUUUACUCCUGUUGAAAUAUUUAAGCCAUGGUACGGCUACAGUAUUGCAGAAGCUAUAUUACGCACAGCCAAUUUAUCAGUUCCACUAAAGAUAUACGAAAUUGGUGGGGGUUCUGGAACCUGUGCAAAGUGUAUAUUAGACUACAUGAUGCUGCAUGCACCAGCAAAGGUGUACAAUAAUAUGACUUACACGUCUGUAGAGAUUAGUCCAGCUUUGGCUAGCAAGCAAGUUGAAAGAAUUGCUGAAGUGAGCAGUCAUUUGAAACGAUUUAAUGUUGAAUGUCGAAAUGCAACUGACAAAAGUGGAUGGGGUAAUGUAAAUGAACAGCCGUGCUGGGUUAUAAUGCUUGAGGUUCUUGAUAACCUUCCACAUGAUGUUGUCUAUUGUGAAAAUCAAAGUUCUAGCUGGAUGGAGGUUUUAGUUGAGAGGAAAAAGCAUGAGUCUUCCAUAUCAGAGAUUUACCGACCCCUGCAAGAUCCACUAAUAAAGAAGUGCAUUAACAUUAUUGAGAACAAGGAAACUGAUGUUGGCUGGGGUGCCAGAGCAUUUUCAGCUGCAAGAAGCAUAAUGUCAAAAGUUGUUCCAAAGUCCCGAAGGGCUUGGGUUCCAACAGGUUGCCUGCAACUACUAGAGGUUUUGCACAGAGUAGUACCAAAGAUGUCUUUAAUUGCAUCAGAUUUCAGCUAUCUUCCAGAUGUAAGAAUACCUGGUGUGAGGGCACCUCUUGUAUCAAGCAAGAAAGGUGGUUGCACUGAAGAUUACAGUUCUUAUCUUGAAGCUAAGGGAGAUGCAGACAUAUUUUUUCCAACAGAUUUUUUCAUCCUUGAACUCAUUGAUCAUUACUGUGCAGAAGCUGGCAGUCAGUUAAAGGGUGAAAAAAAUCUGAAACCCAUAAAGAAAAGACGGUCAACAAUACUAGACAUGGCUGGUUUUAUGGAAGAGUUCGGUCUUCCCUCCAAGACAAGUACAAAAGAUGGCUACAAUCCUCUCUUAGAAGAUUUUCAGAAUACUAAAAUUUACUUGAGCGUGCCCACUCAUAAUUUCAUAUCCCAAAAGAAGCAGCACUUAUAAAUUGAACUAAAGACGCAUAAAGGCAUUUCCUAAGGCGAAGGCAUUUUUUGAACAGAUGGAAGAGCAAGAUGAAGCCAAAUAUAAUUCCUAACAAGCAAAUUGUUUCAGGCUUUGUAUUGUGUUGUAUAUCCUAUUAGUCAGUAUUCUAAAUGAAUUUGAGAUGAAAAGAUGGAAUAUGUGUUGCCAUGGCCUCCUUUAUUGGAUGUGCACUUUUUGCACUUCAGAGCUUACAUUGUUCCAUUUGCAAAGAAUUUUCUAUGGGAAACACAAAAUUUGAAAUUUUGAUCUU
Messenger RNA from Cryptomeria japonica (Japanese cedar), 1839 nucleotides. RefSeq lists its product as uncharacterized. The record is from RefSeq and is a predicted model, not a curated record. NCBI's taxonomy places the organism in Eukaryota, Viridiplantae, Streptophyta, Pinopsida, Cupressales, Cupressaceae. The transcript is spliced from 14 exons. Gene Ontology annotation, cellular component: mitochondrion. Bases 147 to 1550 code for a protein of 467 amino acids. Gene Ontology annotation, molecular function: protein-arginine omega-N symmetric methyltransferase activity.